Exophiala xenobiotica is the source of this 1826-nucleotide messenger RNA. RefSeq lists its product as uncharacterized. Lineage: Eukaryota; Fungi; Ascomycota; Eurotiomycetes; Chaetothyriales; Herpotrichiellaceae. The transcript has a single exon. The record is from RefSeq and is a predicted model, not a curated record. Bases 1 to 1764 code for a protein of 587 amino acids.
AUGACAGGAGGCUUUUCAGGCCACGCCGGCAGCAUCAUACGAGGCUUAGGUGACUUAGACCGCCGACUAUGGGAAUCAGUUCAGGACGACUUGUUCCUGGAUGAAGAUGAUGAGCAGUCACGGAUUGAGGUCUUUCCGGCCGAUCUCCUCCUGUGCGGUCGUAACUGCUGCAACUCCAUGUCCGCUGAUGGCAGAUCGAAGUGCGGUGAAGGAAGAACAGGAACCGACGAACGUUUGAAAGUCGAGACUUACGACGCUUUCAGCCAUGAUGGUACCCCCUUCCUAGAGUUGACCGCACUCUGUUCCGCCCAAGGCCUCUUCGACUAUGUCAAGAAGUCCCCCAAAUGCCGGGCAUUUUUUCUACGCCAGAGGUACUCAUGGGGCCCGCUGCUUGUCACAAGUAGCCUUUUCCACGAACUGAUUCUUCAAGGUCGCCUGUCGGCCCAGCUGAAGAAUUUCCUUUUGUGCUUUGGGACAAGAGAGCGCGAGGUCGAGAUUGCGCCUCCGGCGCUGAGGUUCAUGCCGUCAUCAGCCAAGGCGACAAACCUCGAUUGUAGCCACGAAUGCACAUAUGGUCUGCGCUUCGUCGAAAGCAACGGCCGCACCGAUCUGAAGACCCCAUCGAAGGCGUGGUCUCUUCGGCAGUGCGCCAUCUCAUGUCGCUACACACCCAACGAGGACGGAAUUUCAUGGGCAUUCAUUACCAUCUCGGGGCAAAUGCAGCAAAGGUUGCACUUGGUGGCGCUUGAAGGAGGUUUCCGUCAUAACACUGAUCCAUUUGAGGUUCAUCAACUCGUCAUUGAUUCUGCGAUCUCAAGCUGGAGGCAAUACCUGAUAUGUCUAGCGGGCGAAACCGAUACACAGUAUGCUCAAAUAUUAGGGACAUCACCCGUUAAUAACUGUCCCGUCAGUUUACACGAAUCUGGCAGGCGGCAACAGCUUCUGGUACUGGAUGAAAAGCUCCUCAACGCUAUGCUUGCCGUUACUGCAACAACGGACACGAUAUCAGCGCUAUCGACUUCUUGGGAAUCCCUGGUCAGGAAAUGUCGAUCGCCGGAUAUGGACCGUUUCGAGUUGAUGCGUACGAAUUUUGAGCAUCAUCAACGCUCGUUGAAGCUCCUUGAUGCAGAGAUCAUAAGCCUCAGGACUAAACUUGCUGGUGUCACUAGUCUGCUCUCGAGCUUCCUAGACCUCAGCAGCGGCUAUUCUCUCCAAAGACUUGCUCAGGAGUCAGGCAAAGAGAACGAAGAGAUGCGCAGACUGACGGAUCGUAUGCACAAAUUGGCCGAGAAAAGUACGCAAGACGCCGCGGCCGUCAAAGUGUUGACCAUCUUAACACUGAUCUAUCUGCCCGUCACCGUUGUUUCUAAUUUCUUCUCGACUUCGUUUGUCAACUCGACGACUUCUGCGAAUGGGUUUGGAAAUAUAACAGUGACUGGCGACUGGUGGAUUCUUUUUGCAGCCUCAGUGCCACUGACAUUGCUUACCAUCUACAUUUGGCUAGUCUGGACUCGGAUACAAGCAAAUCCCCGCCGACAAGCCUGGUGGAAAUAUGUCCUAGGUAUCCAUCUGUUCGGCGGCAAGGGUGAAAACCGCACAUGUGAUUAUGCAAAUGCAGCAGUGAAGCCGGAGCGCUCUACGUACGUUGGGAUGGCACAUGCUGGAGGGCUGACCGAGGACGAGGAAAUCCCUGCUCAUACGCUUUGCCGGACCUCUUCUGGGCUGUGUCGAGCACCGUCCGCGCAUCGAGAAUGGAAUCGGUAAAUGCAGCUUGUUUGAGCAUCCAGAAUCCCGUUAGCGAAAGGCAUUCUUGAGUAGGGCGCGGG